Molecule: messenger RNA, 324 nt
Organism: Carlito syrichta (Philippine tarsier)
Lineage: Eukaryota; Metazoa; Chordata; Mammalia; Primates; Tarsiidae
Product: guanine nucleotide-binding protein subunit alpha-12-like
Biological process (GO): Rho protein signal transduction; adenylate cyclase-modulating G protein-coupled receptor signaling pathway
Cellular component (GO): heterotrimeric G-protein complex; brush border membrane
Molecular function (GO): guanyl nucleotide binding; D5 dopamine receptor binding; GTPase activity
Source: RefSeq, a predicted model, not a curated record
AUGAACAUCUUUGAGACCAUAGUCAACAACAAGCUCUUCUUCAACGUCUCCAUAAUUCUGUUCCUCAAUAAGAUGGACCUUCUGGUGGAGAAGGUGAAAACUGUCAGCAUCAAGAAGCACUUCCCAGAUUUCAGGGGUGACCAGCACAGGCUUUGAGAGGUCCAGUGCUACCUGGUCCAGUUUGAUAGAAAGAGGCGAAACCACAGCAAGUCGCUGUUCCACCACUUCACAACCGCUAUAGACACCGAGAACAUCUGCUUCGUGUUCUGUGCUGUGAAGGACACCAUCCUGCAUGAGAACCUGAAAGAUACUAUGUUGCAGUGA